Molecule: messenger RNA, 2892 nt
Organism: Seriola aureovittata
Lineage: Eukaryota; Metazoa; Chordata; Actinopteri; Carangiformes; Carangidae
Product: cytochrome P450 2F3-like
Exons: 9
Coding region: 136-1611 (491 amino acids)
Biological process (GO): xenobiotic metabolic process
Cellular component (GO): intracellular membrane-bounded organelle; cytoplasm
Molecular function (GO): iron ion binding; heme binding; oxidoreductase activity, acting on paired donors, with incorporation or reduction of molecular oxygen, reduced flavin or flavoprotein as one donor, and incorporation of one atom of oxygen
Source: RefSeq, a predicted model, not a curated record
CCUACUAGGCCGCUUUCCAUAAAUCAACAGAAAAAUGAGGCCAAAGGUUGGGCGGCUGACACGGUUACAUAAUCGGUCCACAACAAGUUAGACGUGUGUGAGGACACAGCUCGAUGCCUCCUGUUGUGCAGUAUUAUGGAGGUCUCUGGCACGCUGAUUUUAGCGGGACUAAUCAUUGCUUUGCUGUGGCUGUUGAGCUUGAAGAGCCGCAGUCAGCUGUGUUUACCCCCGGGACCCCCAGGCCUGCCUGUCGUAGGGAAUCUGCCUCAGCUGGACAAAAGAGCUCCGUUCAAAUCUCUGCGAAAGCUCAGUGAAACCUAUGGCCCCGUGAUGACCGUGUACCUGGGCCAGCAGCGCACUGUGGUUCUGGUGGGGUAUGAUGCUGUGAAGGAGGCACUGCUGGACCAGGCAGAGGACUUCAGUGGCAGAGUUCCUCUUCCUUUCCUGAUCAGAGUCACCAAGGGCUAUGGUUUGGGAAUCAGCAAUGGAGAACGCUGGCGGCAGUUGCGACGUUUCACCCUCACAACCCUAAGAGACUUUGGAAUGGGACGGAAGGGGAUGGAAGAGUGGAUCCAGGAAGAGAGCAAGCAUCUGGUGGCCCACAUAAACAGUACCAAAGCUACACCUUUUAAUCCAACCUACUUCUUGAGCUGCACUGUGUCCAAUGUGAUCUGCUGCUUGGUGUUUGGUCAGCGCUUCAGCUAUGACGAUGAUCACUUCCUCCACCUUCUGCAGACAAUCUCAGAAGUCCUGAAAGUUAUCAGCAGUCCCUGGGGUCAGAUGUAUAAUAUCUUCCCUCGGCUGAUGGAAUGGGUGCCGGGUCGACAUCACAAUAUGUUUGCCAAAAUUGAAGAGGUGAGAGAGUUUAUCAUGAAAAAGAUCCAGGAACAUGAGGACACGCUGGACCCCAGCUCACCCAGAGAUUACAUCGACUGCUUCCUCAUGAGACUCGGUCAGGAAAAGCACAUUCCCACAACCGAGUUCCACUAUGACAACUUAGUGUCUACAGUGUUGAAUCUGUACCUGGCAGGAACAGAAUCCACCAGCUCCACCAUCAGAUUUGCAAUAACUGUGCUGAUCAAAUACCCCAAAAUACAGGAGAACAUGCAGCGGGAGAUUGAUGCUGUGAUUGGACAGGAGCGUUGUCCUUUUAUGGAGGACAGGAAGUCCCUCCCCUUUACAGAUGCAGUUCUCCAUGAAGUUCAGCGUCUAAUGGAUAUUACCCCCUUUAGCGUCCCUCACUACUCCCUCCAGGACAUCUCUUUCAGGGGUUACACAAUCCCUAAGGAUACAGUGAUUAUUCCCUUGUUGCACUCUGUGCUGAAAGAGGAAAAACAGUGGGAAACCCCAUGGUCCUUCAACCCACAGCACUUUCUGGACCAAAAUGGCAAUUUUAAGAAAAAUCCUGUGUUCCUGCCGUUUUCUGCAGGAAAGAGAUCCUGUGUCGGGGAGUCCCUCGCUCGCAUGGAGAUCUUCCUCUUCUUGGUGUCACUUUUGCAGCGUUUCACCUUCUCUUGCCCUGGAGGACCUGACGGUGUAGACCUCAGCCCUGAGUGCAGUGGCUUUGCCAAUGUGCCUCGCAGGUACGACAUCAUUGCCACGCCUCGGUGACGGCACGGCCCUCUGUUUUCAGCCUUUCAUCUGACCCUCAACCUCUGAAAAGUUGAUUAUUGGAUACCAAGGGACCUAAUUCCAAACAAUUUCAAACACAAAUAUUUCUUUCUCCUGUGCUUGUAACUUUGACAUAUGCCAUGACUUCACCAAAAUGGUCUUGUCUGACCACGUCCUCUUCGCGUUUACACAUAUUCUAUGUGCCAGUGCCUUAUUUUACAGUGUAAUAGUCACUUAAUACCUCGCUUCCUGUUUGUCAUUAUGCUGCUUCUCUUUUUUUUCUCACCCAGAAUACACAGUGCACAUACAUUUGACUGCAUGUACUUUUUCUGGGGUAGUUUGCUUUUGAAGAAAACUGCAUGAAUCACACUAUAUAUCAGUAUACAGUUAUCUUCAUGCUUAAUUUACUGAUGAAACAAGAAAUACCUCAUAUUUACUAAAAUUCCAUCAAUCGUCUUGAGACCAGCUGUAGGGCCUUAACCUGCAGGUUUACAGCCCUCAGCACAGUGAGGUAUAACAAGGAGUUGCGUCAGUAAUUUGAUAAGUUCAAGGUCAGGUGAUCAGUCAAGCGGUGUGUCAGGCUGUCAGUGUGUUGAUGCAUGUUCCAGUGUAUCACUGUCUUGUGUCUGAGCAACAGAGUGGACGUCCAUGUCAGACCUCGGGGAUCGUUGUCGAAGACUGGGGCUGCGAUUUGAUUAGAACCCAUCAAAUUACGUAGCGUAUCAGCCUUCAUGGCAGCUUGUAUUAGACCUUAGCAAGACUGAGUCAGGAAGUUACACAUCAGUUCCUUUUUAUAAUACAAAAUGAACAAUAUGUUUACUGAACCUAAAGCUAAAUGCAUUUAAUCAUCAUAUUUUUAUAAUGAAAUGUAUCUGAACAUAAAUACAACUGAAAUGGUGUUUUAUUGACUCGCUUGUUGAAUAGAUUAAUCCUACAGUAUUGUAUUACAUAGUCAAUGGCCAGUAUGAACCUGUGUGGGAAUCAGUUACUGCAGAAAACAAGAAAACUCCAGUAUCCAUGUCCAAGUGAUGAUGGCACACUGGUGAUUCUAAUCUAUAUUUUAUAUGAUCCUUAUAGAGGUGUUAAAAUGCAGCGCCCAUUGUGUUUGGUGCAAACAGUCUUCAGCACCGACCACAUGGAGUGUGCAUUCUUUGGUAAUCGUAGUGUGUUGCCUAACCUGCAACUGCCCUAACUAUUGUUUGUUAUGUAAAGAAUAUAAAAUAAUGAUGUCUGUGGACAAGUGAACGCGAUCACAGAAUUAAAAAUACUUUCUCACUCACA